Molecule: messenger RNA, 1548 nt
Organism: Gopherus flavomarginatus (Mexican gopher tortoise)
Lineage: Eukaryota; Metazoa; Chordata; Testudines; Testudinidae
Gene: CLVS1
Product: clavesin 1
Exons: 6
Coding region: 524-1522 (332 amino acids)
Cellular component (GO): membrane
Molecular function (GO): phosphatidylinositol bisphosphate binding
Source: RefSeq, a predicted model, not a curated record
CGCUCUCACAUCCUGUGGGCUCCCAGCGUGACCUCCUGCAGGAGGAGUAGGUGAUCCGGGAGGCGUUUAGGACCCAGGGGAAUGCCAGCCACCGUGCGGGGCUUUGGUGCCCACGCCUCCUACCAAAAAUUCACAGCCCGGUGGAGCUGAGGCGCUCUCAUUCACAGUUUUCGCGAGAGAUCUGAGCCUGAAGCUGGCAGAGAGGGAGCCUUCUCCCGCACCCAUCUCAGCAGCAAGGGCACCUGCAGGAAAAAUACCCCCAGGCAAGGCUGCGUGGCACUGUGAAGUGAGUGAUGGAAUAAGCUACACUUGUUUUUGGAUGGAUUACACUACAUACGAACUGAAAGUUAUACCUCCUUGCAAGGAUAUGAAAAAGGCCCUAAAACAAUUCUUUUCAAACAGCUGGGCAGCAAAAAGCUUUUGAAUGGAUCACACUUACAGCAGACCAUUAGUUGAAUGGGAUCAGCAUUUCUUCUGCUAAAUAAUCUGAAGUUAAGGAUCUGGAAAAGAGACUUUUGCAGAGAUGACCCAUUUACAAACUGGACUUAGUCCAGAGACUAUAGAGAAAGCCCGUCUGGAACUGAAUGAAAACCCAGACGUUUUGCAUCAGGAUAUCCAACAAGUCAGGGACAUGAUCAUCACCAGGCCUGACAUUGGUUUUUUACGUACGGAUGAUGCCUUCAUCUUGAGAUUUCUCCGAGCCAGAAAGUUUCACCAAACAGAUGCCUUCAGACUGCUGGCCCAGUACUUCCAGUACCGCCAGUUAAACCUGGAUAUGUUCAAGAACUUCAAGGCUGAUGAUCCUGGGAUCAAACGGGCUCUGAUUGAUGGAUUCCCUGGAGUGCUGGAAAAACGUGAUCACUACGGCAGGAAGAUUCUUCUGCUUUUUGCAGCUAACUGGGAUCAGAGUAGGAACUCCUUCACAGAUAUUCUACGGGCUAUUCUGUUGUCUUUGGAAGUUCUCAUUGAAGAUCAAGAGCUUCAGAUAAAUGGCUUCAUUUUAAUUAUAGACUGGAGCAAUUUCUCCUUCAAGCAAGCCUCCAAGCUAACACCGUCUAUCCUCAAACUGGCCAUUGAAGGGUUACAGGACAGCUUUCCUGCUCGCUUUGGAGGAGUCCAUUUUGUCAACCAGCCCUGGUACAUCUAUGCCCUGUACACGCUAAUCAAACCAUUUCUCAAAGACAAGACGAGGAAAAGGAUCUUUCUCCAUGGUAACAAUCUGAACAGCCUUCACCAGCUAAUACACCCGGAAUGCCUGCCCUCUGAAUUUGGAGGUACGCUUCCUCCUUAUGACAUGGGAACUUGGGCUCGGACAUUACUUGGUCCUGACUACAGUGAUGAAAACGAAUACACUCACACUUCCUACAACGCGAUGCAUGUGAAGCACUCAUCCUCCAACCUAGAGAGGGGGUGCUCACCGAAACACAUGACAAGGUCUCAGUCUGUGGUGGAACCUGGCACGCUGAAACAUGAGGAACUGGGUGAGAGCGAGAACACCCAACUUCUACUGGCUCUAGACUGAGUUCAGCAUCACCAACACAUACAAAU